This is a messenger RNA of Aureobasidium musti, 1941 nucleotides long. NCBI's taxonomy places the organism in Eukaryota, Fungi, Ascomycota, Dothideomycetes, Dothideales, Saccotheciaceae. The record is from the annotation of a GenBank genome assembly.
AUGUCCUCACAAGCCAACGUUUAUGAAGGGAUCUGGACCGAUUGGUCGUCGAGCUCAACUUCCUACAAUACGCUCACUCUCAAGACGAUAUGGGGAGGCUUCCUUGUCGCUUUUCUAGCAAUGUAUGUUAGACUUGCUGGCUCAGCAUUCUGGGAUAUCGUGCGCUUUGUUGCUCAUCAAAUCGGAGCAAAGCGAAAGGACCACGACGAAGAGGCCCCUUUCCUCCAACAGCAAGCGAUUCUUCGAAAUACCGGUACUCCCAUAGGUGCCAGCUGGAAGCUUGUUCAGACUGCCUUGACCUGGAAGAAGAUGAAACCCGCCAGCUCUAAACGCGCAUGGAAGCUCAUAGUCAUGGCAUCUAUCCACAGCCUGGUCUUUGUCGCAGCUGGGCUAUUUUCAUCUCGAGUCACCAAACCUGGAAGACAGGACGUCUUGAUUGCAAAUGGAAACUGUGGUGUGUGGGGAUUCCCUAGCUCGACUGUUGCUGGAAAUGAGGGUUGGCAAACAAAAGUUCUCAACGAUGGUAACACCGCCGCAGCUUAUGCUAGAAACUGUUACNAGGACGGAAACAGCCUGCUAGGCUGUGGGUUGUACGUCAAAGACAACCUGACCUGGACCAUUAACACAAACGAGACAUGCCCAUUUGCAGCUGGAAUGUGCAUUGGCGGAAACACAGCUGCAUACAGCAUGGAUACAGGUGCCCUAGAUUCUUUGGAGGACUUUGGACUCAACACANAAGAGAGCUUGAAAUAUCGUCUCAAAAGGACAUGUGCACCGUUGCACACGAAAGGAUUCGAACGCUUAGAAACCCUCGAAACGCCAGACGCUGGUGAUUUGAAAGUCGACAAUAUUUACUUUGGUUCUAACGCUGGGGGAGCAGUCAAUUUCACCAACCAGUAUGUUGUUGAAUCUGUUCGCGUAGGAAUUGGAUAUGGAGUGUUGGCCGACAUGGCUUAUCCCAGGCAAUUCAACUCAUGGGCGCCCAUCGCCGAGCUAAACCGAACCGAUGCAGAUGUUUCUGUCAUUUUCAUCAACCAGAACUCGAUCAAAUACAACGAACCGGUUGACGACCCCGUUNUUUCCGCACACAUAGCAAGAGAGAUCUCGCUAGGUAGCGCUUCAAUACCCUAUUACCUUGGGGAUUACUUCACCAGCGUCAUAGGUUGUACCGACCAGGUCCAGAUAUGCACCUCAACGCAAUGCUCCCAAUUGGCAGACUACAACUCGGUGAUCGAGAGCCUUGAUUAUCUAUCCUUAACCGACACUCAGAAAGCAGUUGCUCAACGGUUCACCAACAACAUGAUGUUCCAAAACGCCUACAAUUCAGUCAAUGGGCGUGGUGGGCCGGCACUCCGCGCAAACGAGCUAGUGUCAGUCCUCCAGUCGCCGGCCCUACCCAACAACCAGUGGCAGAUCGAAGUCGACGGCUGGUUCGGCGUUACUCUCGCACGCAUGCAACAGAUGAUAGUCGAAUACGCUGCAGGACCUUCAAACAUGCCUCUGGGCGGCUACAUUCAAGCGCCCUUGAUGGGCUCCGACCACGACCUCUGCGCAGCACAANAAAUAAAAGGCAGCAACACACACCAAAACUUUAACUUCAUCGCUGUGCUAGUCGUUGUUGGCAUCUGCAGCGUGAUCAUCUUGCUGGGCUUCUUCGUCGACACUUGCGUGGGCUGGUGCCAGGGCCGCAGANGCUAUCCCAAGCAAGCUUGGAAAUUGGACAAUUUUCUCCAGUUGCACCGUAUGGCGCAGGAAGGUGCUGGAUAUGGUCGCUGGGAGAAAACACAAGAGACUGUGCCCAGAUUGCGAGAGGACGAGUCGCUACUGCUGGGUCAGUAUAUAGCUGAUGAGAAGGGACAUGCUACAAUCGAGAGCCGAGCGACGAAUCUACAAACGCACGUCAAGGAAAGCGAAAAUAUGCUGGAUUCUGAGAGCGCGCUU